Emericellopsis cladophorae is the source of this 564-nucleotide messenger RNA. RefSeq names its product translocator protein. Bases 1 to 564 code for a protein of 187 amino acids. The record is from RefSeq and is a predicted model, not a curated record. Gene Ontology annotation, cellular component: mitochondrial outer membrane. Lineage: Eukaryota; Fungi; Ascomycota; Sordariomycetes; Hypocreales; Bionectriaceae. The transcript has 3 exons.
AUGACAACAUACAUGCCAUCCAUCACUAUCCCCGAGGCAGUGUUCCUCAACCCAGCCGCCUCUAUUCUCCUGCCCAUCGCGCUCGGAACAGCGGUAGGCUAUGGCACCAGCCCAUCCGAGACCAAGAAGACGUACUUCAACAUGAAGCAGCCCCCUCUGCGUCCCCCGCCAUGGGUCUUUGGUCCUGUCUGGACUGCUCUCUACGCCACAAUGGGCUAUGCCGCUCACCGCGCCGCGAAGACUGGCCUCUCCGCCCUCGCCUCGCCUUCUACUGUCGCCACGACCCGGCACUCGCUCACCCUCUACUCCGUCCAGCUCCUCCUCAACCUGGUCUGGACACCUCUCUUCUUCGGCCUCAAGCGCCCAGCGUACGCCACCGCUGACAUCCUGGCCCUGCUCGGCGUGAAUGGUUACCUCACCUAUCUGUGGAGCGGAGUCGAUGAGACGAGCGCAUGGUUGCAGCUGCCUUACCUGGGAUGGAUGAGCUUUGCGACGUACCUGUGCGUCGGCGCUGGUGUCCUUAACAACUGGGAUCUGCGGGACAAGGAGGUCAAGAGGGAGUAG